GGAUAACAUUGAGGCAGAGAGACUCCAAUGGCGACUUCUGUUUAUCUCGGUAGCAUGGUUCAUAGUAAAGGAGGGUGGCCUCCCAUACCCAUCCAACAUUUCACUCUCUCUGAAAGGUUUACAAGUUCUAUCAGAAGAAUUCCAAGUAGAGGCCAUAAAAUCUCACUUUUUCACUCAAUGGGAGCUGCAGAUUUCCUACACAUUGAACCUUCACCAUCCAAUGCAGCAGCUAUUUCAGGAAACUCUCAUAAUGUUUUAGAUUUUGUAACAGACAUCUCAGGUGGCAGCUUAAGUCUUAUUGAGAAGUUGGCUUUGGCAGAUUUAGAGCCAUCUACAGCAAAGCUGGCAAUUGGUAUUAUAGGUCCUGUUCUCUCCGCGUUUUCUUUUCUAUUUAUCUUGAGAGUAAUUAUGUCCUGGUACCCAAAACUUCCUUUGGGGAAGUUUCCGUAUGUGUUAGUUUAUGCCCCCACUGAACCGUUUCUCGUCCCUACUCGAAAGUUGAUUCCACCCCUUGCAGGGGUGGAUAUUACUCCGGUGGUUUGGGUUGGAUUGGUUAAUUUUCUUAGUGAAAUAUUAGUCGGACCACAAGGGCUUCUUGUCCUUGUCUCUCAACAACUUAGUUAAUACGCCUAACCAGUCAAUAUUUUUGUUGUGUUAUUCAUCUUUGGUGGAGAUAUUAAAUUUUCCGAUCUCAUUUCAUCGACAUCACGUCACCAUUCUUAUGUAUAUUUGUAAUGAUAUCUUUAGAUGUUAUUUCGUUGAUUCUUGAUAAAGUUAUCUUUCAACUCA
This is a messenger RNA of Pistacia vera, 789 nucleotides long. Its product is annotated as protein COFACTOR ASSEMBLY OF COMPLEX C SUBUNIT B CCB3, chloroplastic. The coding region runs from base 28 to 624 and encodes 198 amino acids. The transcript is spliced from 3 exons. Gene Ontology annotation, cellular component: chloroplast thylakoid membrane. Lineage: Eukaryota; Viridiplantae; Streptophyta; Magnoliopsida; Sapindales; Anacardiaceae. The record is from RefSeq and is a predicted model, not a curated record.